AUGUCGCAACUGAUUUCACUUGAGAAUUUCGAUGAAAAUUCAUCCAAAUACCCAAUUAUUAAUAGUCCUCGCUCAUUGGAAGCAUGCAAAAUUUAGGGAAUAAAACCUGAUGAGCUUAUUGUCAAAGCUGUUGAAGAUAUGAAAAAUAUUUAUAAGGAUAAAAACAACGAUAAGCAAUCUUUGCUAAUUAAAUGGAACCACUAUGAAGAGAGAAGAAAAGAAAAGAUUAAAAUUUUGUUAGACGAAAGAGCUUAGCUAAUUGAAGGAGAGAAGUUAGGUCUUUGGUAUUUUGAUUAAAAGGGCUAAAUAUAACACUAAAAAUCUGUUUAGCAAGGACAAGGAUAGUCAAAGUAUCAAAGUACUGUUUUGGGCGGAAACUCAACUUUAAUUGAACGCGAAAAAAGACAACUUGAAAAAAUUAAAUAUAAACAAUAAAAAGAAAUAGAGUAGAUGCUUGAUUACGAAAUGAAAAUGCAAGAAAUUAGAAACAAAAAUGACGAAAAGCAGCAAUUUUAAAUUUAAAAGGAGUAUGAAAGAUAAAUGGAGAUAAAGAAGAAGAAAUAAGAAUAAGAAGAAUAAAAAUAGCAAAUGGAACUUUAAAAAAGAUUGAGACAAGAACAGUUGGAGUAUGAGCAAAAAAUGUAAGCUUAGGCUGCUUACGAAAAAGAAAUGGAAAGAGCCAGAUAAGAAGAAUAGAGGAGAAAAGAAAGAGAAAAAGAAAUGAGAAAAAGGGAUGAAGAAAGAAAACUUAAGCAAGAAGAAUUCAAAGUUUAGCUUGAAGAAAAACUUUUCGAAUAGCAAUAAGUUGUUGAAGAAAGAAGGAAGUAAUUAGAUGAAAAGGAGUAAUAGAGACUCUAAAUUUUAGAAGAAAAAAAGAUGAUCAUGUCUUAGCAAGCUGAAGCUAAAAGAUUGAUUUAAGAAGAGAGAUUAAGACAAGCAAAAUAAAAAAAUGAAUUAGAACUCUAAAAAAUUAGAGAAGAAUAUGAGCAAAAGCAAUAACACAACGAAUAAAAAAGAUAACUUUAUGAAAUGGAAAGAAAUUAAUAUUUUAUCGAAUAGAGAAAAAAGCAAUAACAUCAUGAAGAAAUGAUCAAACAAGUUCUUUCCAACGUAGCUAUGAAAGAAGAAGAGAAAAGAAAUGAGUAUUUGAGAAAGAUGCAAGAAGCAGAAGAAAGAAAAAAAUUGCUUGAUAUUGAAGAAUAGUAAUGGAAGGAAGAGAAAAGAUAAAUGGAAUUGGAGAGGGAAGAAUAAAGAAGACAAGUUAAAUUAAACAACGAGUUAUAGAUGAAGGAAAAGCAAGAAAUGUUCCUUGGUAAAUUAAAAAAAAAAGAAGAAAAUGUACAAAGAGCUCAUGAAUAGAAAGAGCACUACUUUAAAGAAAAGAGUAACAUUGAAAGUAUAAAAAGAUCUGACAGAAGAGAAAAUGUAGAAAAAAUUUAAAAGAUGCAAGACUAUCAAAGAUAUUAGUUACAAUAGUAAAUUAAUUCGAAGAUGUCCAGAUCAGAGUAAAUUUAGGCUGAAAAAUCCAUGCUUUAGCAGUAAAGAGCUCUCAUGAGAAAGUAAAUUGAAGAAUAAAAGAGAGUUUUGGCAGAAAAAAUGGAAAAAGUUCGUUAAGGAAAACUUGACCCUCAUCAAGUUAUGUCAGAAUUUAAAAGUGGAUCUUAAUUUGCUGCCAAUGAAUCAAUGUAGAAAAAAUCAACUUACAGCAACGGUUCUUAAGGAUAACCUAAGCAACAUGGAUUUGGAAACACUACUAGACAUGCUGCUUCUUAGGAUACUUAAUAACGUACUAACUUUGGUAAAACAGCAGGUUCUACAUAAUUUGAUAGAAAUAAAGACUAAAAAAAGCAAACACCAGGAAGCGCCAAGCCUAAUGCUAACUAAUCUGGAGCAGGUGUGAGUGAAAGAGAAGCUAUUAGGUUAAUUGAAGAUCUAAAGGUUAAGUAAAAUCAAGAAAUGCUCAAGUUAUUAGAACACGAGCAAAAUGAAGAACAAGAAAGAGAAGUUAUGAUGGAUAAUGUAGAAGAUCCAGCAGAAAAAAAGAGACUUGACAAACUUUUUGGUAUGGAAAGAGCUAAGGCCCAAGCUCGUAUUUAAAAGCUAUCAGAUUCACAUGAUACCGAACUUAAGAAAUUAAUGUAAAAGUAUGGUAUAACAAAUCAAUAAUACAGUUGA
This is a messenger RNA of Tetrahymena thermophila SB210, 2175 nucleotides long. RefSeq lists its product as hypothetical. NCBI's taxonomy places the organism in Eukaryota, Ciliophora, Oligohymenophorea, Hymenostomatida, Tetrahymenidae. The transcript has 11 exons. The record is from RefSeq and is a predicted model, not a curated record.